UAAACGUAGGAGAAACAGCAGGAGAGCGAGCCGUCGGUGUAAGAUGAAAACUGUGGAAACAUUUCAUCUGGCGUUACUGCGUAUUAUUAUUAUUAUUAUCAAACGCGCGACUAGCUGAAGUGCACGAACAGCGCUCGGUUCCGUACGUGCAUCUAUAAAAAAAAAAAGUUUGCGACUUUCAUUUUUGAUAGUUGUAUGAAGAUACUGGGAGAUGCUGUCCACUCUCUCCUCUUUUCAGACUCAGUUAGCGUCCAUCAUGGAAGCGCUGGUGCAGACAGCUGUGUUAGAGAUAGGCAAGCUCGUGGAGGUGGAGUGUGAAGUGUUGCUGUCGGAGGUCUCCCGCAGCCGCGGUGAGAUCAGCUCUCUGAGGAGGACACUGAGGCUGAUGGAGGUCCAGCCGCGGGAAAACACUGGGCAAACACCCACAGAGAGUUUGACAUGUGUCAAGAGUGAACGUGGCCAAGAAGAGACGCACGGCCAUUUGAACAAGUGUAGAGGCCCAAGAGAAGAUCAUCAAGACCAAGACAGUCCACAGCGGAGGUUUGAGGCAAGUACGGUGAAGCAGGAGCAACAGGAAGUGGAUGUUUGGAUUGGUCGAGACGACAGUGAAGCAGGAAGCCAGUGUGGCGAAGCCGUGAGCCUAAUCAGGGAUGCUCUCAAAACUGCUUCCCCCUCUACUUCCCCUGGCAGAGGAAGCAGAGAAAACGCGGCCGCGAGAUUCCCGUCAACAGCAGAAGCGCCAGACGUGAACCGAGGCACCUCGCCGAACGGUGAACCGGACGCGCCGCGGAGUUUGAGCGCAUCGGACCUCGCGAGAACAAACAGUGGCAGCGCUUUUUCGGCAGACAAGCGCUUCGUUUGCUCCUACUGUUCGAAGAGGUUCAGGUGUUUCAGUCAACUCACGAUACAUCAGCGGAGUCACACAGGCGAGAAGCCGUACCGGUGCACGCUCUGCGGAAAGAGGUACAUUCAGAAAGGACACCUGUACACCCAUCAGCGCACCCACACGGGGGAGAAGCCUUAUCAGUGUUCGCUCUGCGGGAAAGGCUUCAUUCAGAAAUGCACUCUGGACAUGCAUCUGCGAAGUCACACUGGAGAAAAACCCUACACUUGUACGAAAUGCGGGAAAGGGUUCACGACCAAAUUUAAUCUUAACAAACACUUGUCGUGCCAGAGCUGCAACGGCAUUAGUUAAUGACGGUACGCUCGAGUAAAUGUAAUUGAUUUGCUCUCUUAUGGUCACGGAUCAUUAAGAAAAAUGUAAUAAUCCACGUGGCGUCAGAUCAGCAUUAAAACCAUGCCAGAA
Puntigrus tetrazona (Sumatra barb) is the source of this 1306-nucleotide messenger RNA. Its product is annotated as zinc finger protein 135-like. NCBI's taxonomy places the organism in Eukaryota, Metazoa, Chordata, Actinopteri, Cypriniformes, Cyprinidae. The record is from RefSeq and is a predicted model, not a curated record. Gene Ontology annotation, cellular component: nucleus. The transcript is spliced from 4 exons. Bases 212 to 1195 code for a protein of 327 amino acids.